Molecule: messenger RNA, 1512 nt
Organism: Paramecium tetraurelia
Lineage: Eukaryota; Ciliophora; Oligohymenophorea; Peniculida; Parameciidae
Exons: 4
Biological process (GO): cell adhesion; proteolysis
Cellular component (GO): cytoplasm; membrane
Molecular function (GO): metalloendopeptidase activity
Source: RefSeq, a predicted model, not a curated record
AUGAUCAGGAGUUAAUAAGAAACUAUUGUUUUUGGAAAUAAAACAACAUGUGGUGGGAUUGAUAUCCCACUGGCAUUUCAAUAAAAAGAAUACAAUUAAGAUUUAGUGAUAUUUGUUUCAUUCCAAUAUGAUAAUUCAAACAAUUAUUACGCAUACUCAGGCCCUUGCAAAAUUACAAAAUAUGAUUUGAGGCCUAUUUUUGGAGUUAUUAAUUGGAAUUUGAGACAACUCUAAAUGAAAAAUGUUAAUUCAUUCGCUAUUUAAUAAAAUAUUUAAACAUCUAUUCAUGAAAUAAUACAUGCUCUUGGAUUUAUAAAAAUACUGUAUUAAUAUUAUUAUGAUCCUUAAACAUUGCAAUUUUAUAACUUAACAUCAGAAAAAGAUUAAAAUAACCAUUUGAUUUUAUCCACUCCUCGUUUAGCCAAUACAUCAAAGGAAUAUUUUUAAUGUGACUUAAUUACAGGGGCUGUAAUGGAGAAUUAAGGAGGAGAUAAUUCUGCAGACCAUCAUUUUGAACGCACCUACUAUUUUAACGAACUCAUGACAGGCUCAUAAAUGAAUGGAUAAUCUGUACUAUCAGAAUUUACAUUUGCUUUAUUAUCAGACUUUGGGUAGUAUUAUCGAUUACUAAAGUACAAACGGGAUUUUAUGACCUAUGGGAGAGCCAAAGGAUGCGACUUUUUAUUUAAAUCUUGCAAGGAAUUAGAAGUGGAUGAAUUCUGCCAAGAAAAUGAAUAUACAUGUUCAUUUGGUAAUAUUGGAAUUGGUAAAUGUGGCUAGGAUCAAUUGAGUGAUUAAUGCUCAUAUAGAAGCAUUUUUAAAGGAAUGGAUUGUAAAAACCCAUUUUAAUUUCAGACUUAAGAAUAAAUAGACCAUUUCUCAUAGACAAAAAGUACAGUUAGUGAGAAUAGUUUAUGCUUUCAAAUAUCUUAUAAGGAAGAAAAAGUUGAAACUUUGUCUGAAAGAUUAAGUCAAAUAAAGGAAUCUUGUUAUAGAAUUAAAUGUAAAAAUGAUCAAAUACAUAUAAUUUUUUAAUAAAAUGACAAUGAUUAUAUCCAAGUUCAUUGUCCUGAAAAUGAGACAAUUACUUUUAGUGAAAUCAACUUUCAAAUUAAAUGUCCCCAAAAUUCAAAGUAAAUCUGUGCCAAUUAAAAUGAUUGUCAAAAUUAAUGUAAUUCAAGAGGUUUCUGUGUAAAUUAAUAAUGUACUUGCUAAUUUGGAUUUUCUGGAUAUUACUGUGAAAAUGAAUGUAAUGGUUUUAGAAAAGAGGAUAAAUGUUUGAUUGAAUGCGAUGAAUAAGAUUAUGCUGAUAGUAAUUCGAUGUAUUGUUUAACUUGCUCAGGGAAUUGUAAAACAUGUAAGAGUAUCAUUGAAUGUUUAGAGUGCGAAGAUGGCUAUCAUUUAGUAGAUAAUUUCUGUGAACCCCUUUAUCAGAAAAUAUAAUCAUCAUCAAUUUAGUUUUAUUCUACAACUUAGAAAAUUAUUCUAAUAUUAUUGAUUAUUUUAAUUUGA